Messenger RNA from Lotus japonicus, 1096 nucleotides. Its product is annotated as transcription factor ORG2-like. The coding region runs from base 68 to 844 and encodes 258 amino acids. Gene Ontology annotation, cellular component: RNA polymerase II transcription regulator complex. The record is from RefSeq and is a predicted model, not a curated record. The transcript has 3 exons. Gene Ontology annotation, molecular function: DNA-binding transcription factor activity, RNA polymerase II-specific; protein dimerization activity; RNA polymerase II transcription regulatory region sequence-specific DNA binding. Gene Ontology annotation, biological process: regulation of transcription by RNA polymerase II. Lineage: Eukaryota; Viridiplantae; Streptophyta; Magnoliopsida; Fabales; Fabaceae.
UGAUCAUCCCUCUCACAAUUUAUCUAAAAGCCAUUAAGUGCUUCAAACAAAUUAAAUUCCCAUCAUCAUGCUUGCAUUCUCGGCCACUUCAGUGUUCUCUAACUCAAACAUUGAAUGGCUCUUAGCGGAGGAGCCAUUUAGCUAUAACCACCACCACAACUACCUUUACAAUGAAAGUGUGUCCUCAUUGGAGUACGCAUUUCCACCACAUCAACCACUACAGCCACCACAAGCCGAGGAGGUUAAGAGGUCAAUGGGGCCACCAUCCAUGGCCAAGAAGCUUAACCACAAUGCCAGUGAACGUAAUCGACGCAACAAGAUCAAUACCUUGAUUACUUUACUUCGUUCACUUCUUCCCGGGGUAGAUCAAACGAAAAAAAUGAGCAUUCAGGCAACAAUUUCCCAAGUCACAAGAUACAUACCUGAGUUAGAACAACAAGUAGAAGGACUGAUUAGGAAACAAGAGGAGCUUCGGUCAAGAAUUUCUCGGCAACGCGAUGAUGCAAUGGACAUAGGAUCUAAAAUGACAAUUCCCCAUGACAACUCUAAUUUCAAAGUUUCAACGAGUUGGAUCAAUGAUAAUGAGGCUGCUAUUCAUAUUUCCUCCUGUGAAGUUUACAUGACUCCACUAUCUGAGAUCUUGCUGUAUUUAGAAAACAAUGGCCAUUUUCUGCUGAAUGCCUCUUCCUCUGAAACCUUUGAAGGAAGGGUCUUCUACAACCUGCAUUUCCAGGUGGAAAAAGCUCAUAGAAUAGAGUCCUGUAUUCUAACUGAGAAGCUUUUGUCAAUAUAUGAGAAGAAGCAAAGCAUUUCUAAUCAAUUAGGAGGAGGGGCAUGGCAUUGAAGAGUAACAUUUGUUAUGUAAACAUAAAUCAACCUCGACUUAGCUGAUGUGUCUCUUUCCUUUUUAAUUGAAAAGAGAAGUCAGUACUGUACUAUUAAUUUGUCUAUAUAAUUGUAUAAGUUGGUUAGUUCAGUACGUGGUUGUUGGCCAGCACUUUUAUUUUUCUCAUUUGGUCUUCUCUUCAAACUCCAAUAAAUGUAGCUUGUAAUCUCAUACAAGUUUUAAAUAACAAAUUUUCUCAUUCACUUAUUA